AUGACUGAGUCGACUGUUGACGUGGAGGUUGCUCCGCGCGUUCAGAUCGCGAAGAAAUCGAUGUGGCAGUCGAUCUUCGAUAAUCCUAAAGUCAUUUUUAUUGCCUUUUUUGCUUCACUCGGUGGUUUCGAAUAUGGCUACCAGCAGGGUGUCCUUGGCCAGUCUCUGGUCAUGACCCGCUUUACUGAGAAUUUCCCGUCUGUGGUGGCUUCAUCUACGGCUACAGGCUGGUUGACAUCCAUUCUCCAGGUGGGAGGUAUUGUAGGAUCCCUCUCGGCUGGUAUCCUGGGUGAGAUCUUCUCGCGCAAGUACACCAUGUUUUUCGCUUGCUGCUGGGUUGUUCUGGGAAGCUAUCUCUAUGUCGGUGCUACAUCUGGUAACCCAGCUCUCUUGUACGCUGGUCGUUUCUUCACUGGCUUGGGCGUCGGCCUGUUCAGCGGUGUUGGUCCCCUGUACAAUGCCGAACUCGCUGCUCCUGAAAUGCGUGGUCUUUUGGUCUCUUUCUACCAAUUCGCUACCAUUCUCGGCAUCAUGAUCUCCUUCUGGGUUGGCUAUGGCAGCAACUAUAUUGGCGGAACCGGUGAGAUGCAGUCCGACAUUGCUUGGCGUCUACCUUCUAUCAUUCAGGGUAUUCCUGCCUUUUUCUUGGCCUGUGGUAUCUGGUUCAUGCCUUUCUCUCCUCGCUGGUUGGUUAAGCAGGGUCGCGACGAGGAAGCUCAGGCUACUCUGGCUUGGAUGCGCAAGCUUCCAGUCGAGCAUGAAUUGGUCCAGGUCGAGUACCUUGAAAUCAAGGCCGAGUCCGUGUUUGAGCAGCGUGCGUUUGCGCGCAACUCACCCAAGUUGGCUGAACGUGAGCGCCAAAGUAUCUUCAUGAACCAGAUCGCGCAGUAUGCCAACUGCGUGCGCACAAUGGAUAACUUCAAGCGUGUGGCCACUGCUUGGCUGAUCAUGUUCUUCCAGCAAUGGAGUGUCAUCUAUUACGCAUCCAAUGUUUUCAAGAGUCUUGGUCUAACUGGCGGUACCAUUGCACUGCUGGCUACUGGAGUGACUGGUGUGGUUUUCAUUAUCAGCACGAUUCCAGGAAUGUUGAUCAUCGACAAGGUUGGCCGUAAGCCUAUGCUUCUGGUCGGAUCCCUAGUCAUGUUCUGCAGCAUGGUCAUUGUCGGAAUCAUCGUGGCAAAAUACCAGCAUGACUGGCCUCACCAUGUGGCUGCAGGUUGGACUGCUGUUGCACUUAUCUGGGUGUAUAUUGCCGGCUUCGGAGCUACCUGGGGCCCUUGCUCAUGGACACUCGUCUCGGAGAUCUUCCCUCUCUCCAUUCGCGCCAAGGGAGCCUCGAUUGGUGCUUCCAGCAACUGGAUCAACAACUUUGCCAUUGCCUUUUUUGUGCCCCCAAUGCUGCAGGCCUGGGAGUGGGGGACCUAUAUUUUCUUCGCUGUUUUCCUAGCCAUUGGCAUUGUUUGGGUUUGGUUCUUCCUGCCCGAGACCAAGAAUGCCAGUCUCGAGGAGAUGGAUCGUGUUUUCGGCAGCCACACUGGCGAGCGAGAUGCCGAGUUGCUGCGCGAAGCGCAGCGGGAUGUCGGCCUGACCUCGUUCAUUGAGAGAAUGGGAUGUGCGACGGGUCGUGAUUUGGAGAAGAAGGAGGGAUCUCAAUAUAUUGAGACCCUCUGA
This is a messenger RNA of Penicillium atrosanguineum, 1671 nucleotides long. Its product is annotated as sugar porter family MFS transporter. Gene Ontology annotation, molecular function: carbohydrate:proton symporter activity. The coding region runs from base 1 to 1671 and encodes 556 amino acids. NCBI's taxonomy places the organism in Eukaryota, Fungi, Ascomycota, Eurotiomycetes, Eurotiales, Aspergillaceae. Gene Ontology annotation, cellular component: membrane. The transcript has 5 exons. Gene Ontology annotation, biological process: transmembrane transport; carbohydrate transport. The record is from RefSeq and is a predicted model, not a curated record.